Molecule: messenger RNA, 1727 nt
Organism: Paramuricea clavata
Lineage: Eukaryota; Metazoa; Cnidaria; Anthozoa; Malacalcyonacea; Plexauridae
Source: the annotation of a GenBank genome assembly
AUGCAACCCUUCCGUGAGCUUAUUAAACCUAAUCAAAAGUUCUACUGGGACGAUACCUUAGAUACUCUGUUCGAGUCAUCCAAGUCCGUCCUCAUCGACCUUGUGAAAGACGGGGUGCAAUCGUACGACAUCUCCAGAACCACCUGUAUCCAACCCGAUUGGAGUAAAGAUGGGGUCGGUUACCUCCUGCUACAAAAGCAUUGUCAGUGUGCUAUUGUGUCUCCUUUUUGUUGCGAAAAUGGUUGGAAACUUAUCCACGCAGGAUCUCGUUUCACAAAUCCAGCGGAAAGCAACUAUGCAGCAACAGAGGGUGAGGCAUUGGCAGUGGCCUGGUCCCUUGAACACUCCAGACUAUUCACUCUGGGGUGCCCUAACCUUGUAGUGGCAACUGACCACAAGCCGCUACUAGGGAUCCUCAACGACCGCGCCCUGGAUCGGAUCUGCAACCCGCGAGUACAACGCCUUAAGGGGAAGACACUUCAUGGCGGUUUUCUAUCAUUCAUUGUCCGGGCAAGUGGACCAAGGGUCCCGACGCACUAUCGAGGUAUCCCACAACAAUUGCCGCUGCUCUCCGAGACAUCCGGGAACAAGCCUCAGAUUAUGAUGUGAUGCAAUGCAGCGACGUUGAAGAUGCUCCUUACAUUGCCAGUACUUGUGCCCUUCAGCAGAUUGGUAGUGUUACGUUUGAUCAUAUCGUUUCUGCUGCUCGAUCAGAUGAUGAAUAUCAGACGUUACUAAAGUUAAUUUCUUGCAGCUUUCCUGGGAAGCGCAACUUGGUGGAACCAACAUGUAUGCAUAAGUACUGGGAAGUCCGCCAUCGCCUCUCAACCUUCCAGGGUGUCGCCUUGUUAGAUCAACGCCUGAUCAUUCCUGCGAAACUUAGAAACGUUGUCCUGAGCACUUUACACUCAGCAAACCAAGGCACGACAGGCAUGAAAUUCCGUGCAUACCAGUGUGUGUAUUGGCCAGGCAUGGACAGAAGUAUACAAAUCCACCGUGAAACCUGUCAAGAUUGUAUUCGACAUGCGCCCUCCCAUCACGCGGAACCUUUAGUGCUAACUCCAAGUCCAUCCUAUCCAUUUCAACAAGUGUGCGCCGAUUAUUUUCAAAUCGAGGGCCACUCAUAUCUCGCGGUUGUCGAUCGAUUCAGCGGCUGGCUUUGCAACUAUGCAUUCAAAGCACACGAAGUCAAUCAUUGGACUCUCCAGCACAUAUUCCGCAACCUUUUUAUCGCUUAUGGCGUCUCUGAAGAACUGAGCACCGACGGUGGCCCACAGUUCACUGCUGAAGCUUUUCAGCAAUUCCUGAAGUUAUGGGGCGUCAAUCACCGGCUCUCAUCAGCAUCCUACCCACAAAGCAAUGGAAGAGCAGAAGUGGCUGUUAAGGCUGCUAAACGCAUUAUUCACAACAACCGCUCGUCAGAUGGUGGGCUUAACACUGAUACGGCUGCUCGCGCCAUACUCCAGUAUCGUAACACUCCAUUACCAGAUAUCGAGCUGAGCCCUGCCCAAAUUUUGCUUCACCGUCAACUACGUGACAGUAUUCCAGCCCAUCCUGAUCACUAUCAGCCCCAUAAGGAGUGGGUCCUUACAGCCGAGGAGCGUGAAAAAGCACUCAGCAAGCGAAAUCACAUCCUGGUCAAGAACCAUGAUGCUACAGCACGCAAGCUUCGGCCCCUUGUUCUUGGCACCAAUGUGGUCGCGCAAGGGGAAAACCAAGAGACAUGA